Molecule: messenger RNA, 5952 nt
Organism: Liolophura sinensis
Lineage: Eukaryota; Metazoa; Mollusca; Polyplacophora; Chitonida; Chitonidae
Product: peregrin-like
Exons: 17
Coding region: 296-5323 (1675 amino acids)
Biological process (GO): regulation of transcription by RNA polymerase II
Molecular function (GO): protein binding
Source: RefSeq, a predicted model, not a curated record
CUUUACAAAGGCGGCGUUGGACUGUUGGUGAGCUGCCGUGCGACGCCUGAUUGUACAACAUUUUUAUCCCGUUUGCUGAUGUUGUAUUUUACGAGCUUUAACGAUUCAGUGACCAAUUCAAGAACGUUUUUUAGAAGCACAGUUAGAAAGUGGCAUUCCUUUUAAUACACUCCUGGCCCAGACAUGUUUUGAUAUGUCUAAGCAUGCUGCUAGUGAUGACACCAUUCUGAAAAUAAUCCUUUAGUACAUCACUUCCGUAUUAUGGUUUGUAGAAACCACGCACUUACAGAGCGAGAUGGUAUUGGAUUUUGAUGUUAAGACAUUUUGUCAAAACUUAAAAGCCACAAAACCACCAUACAAAUGUCCCUUCGAUAGCUGUGGGAAGGUUUACAAGAGCUUCAGCGGCAUUCAUUUCCACUUGUUCAAUUUUUAUCACAAAGAUGACAAUGCUCCGUCACCGCCGGAUAGUCCAACUUCCAAAUCCCCUGACAGUUGCCGUAAAAAGCAGAAGUGGCAUCAUCGUGCCAAUCGACGAUCUCCCACUCCACCUGAAUUCUUCCGAUCACCCACCAGAGAAACAUUAACUUAUGCAGAUUCACAGAGACUGGUUGAAGUGGAUGUAGAUGGUCGUCUGCAUAGGAUAAAUAUUUAUGAACCACUUGAAAUUAUUUCCCAAGAUGAGAUUGACAACCAGAACAACAUCGAAAAGGAAGAAACCGCUGAGAAGCCAACACCAAAGCCGGUUAAAGCAGAAAGCACAAAAGUGAGAAAGGAAAACACUGGAGCUAGUCAUACCACUACCAAACUACCUGAGGCUCAAUAUAAGGUGAUAGAGGACUAUCAGGAGCCACAAGAACUUCCAGAGAGGCCAGCUUCAUAUUACAGAUACUUUGAGAAAUCUGUUGAUGAGUUGGACGAGGAAGUAGAAUAUGAUAUGGAUGAAGAGGACCAUGCAUGGCUGGGGCUGUUAAAUGAGCAGAGAAAGUCAAGUAGUCUUCAUUCGAUAUCACAAGAAGUAUUUGAAAUUGUGAUGGAUCGCUUUGAGAAAGAGGCAUUUUUUCAAAGUCAAACUUCUGGUAAAGAUCCUAACCCAUCCAUUGAUGAAGAUGCUGUAUGCUCUAUAUGUAUGGACGGUGAGUGCCAGAAUAGUAAUGUAAUCUUGUUCUGUGACAUGUGUAAUUUAGCAGUGCAUCAAGAGUGUUAUGGUGUGCCAUAUAUCCCUGAAGGCCAGUGGCUAUGUAGACGUUGCCUGCAGUCUCCAUCUAGAGCAGUAGACUGUUGCUUAUGCCCUAACAAAGGUGGUGCAUUUAAGCAGACUGAUGACAAUCGCUGGGCCCAUGUAGUAUGCUCCUUAUGGAUUCCUGAAGUUGGAUUCGCUAAUACUGUCUUUCUGGAACCAGUUGACAGCAUAGAACAUAUACCUGCAGCACGGUGGAAACUGACAUGUUACAUCUGUAAACAGCGUGGGACAGGUGCUUGCAUUCAGUGUCACAAGACAAACUGUUACACUGCUUUUCAUGUAACUUGUGCCCAGCAAGCUGGACUCUUCAUGAAAAUUGAGCCAGUCCGUGAGCCAAGUGCCACAGGCACUGCUCUGAGUGUCAGAAAAACAGCCUACUGUGAUGUCCACACCCCAGCAGAUUCUGAGUGUACCCCAAUGCUGACAUCUGAUGAAAAUGAAGACAAAACCCUGUCAGCCAAGAAAGCCAAAGCCAAAUCACGCAUUAAGAUGAGGAAAGCUAGGAAGAUCUUGGCGGAGAAGCGGAAUGCCUUGCCAGUUGUUUCAAUCCCUAUCAUUCCUGAGCAAAGGAUAUCAAAGAUUGCAGCUCUUGUUAAUAUUCCUAAGAAGCACCAGUUUUUAUCCCGCUUACUGAGUUACUGGACAUUAAAGAGACAGUCUCGGAAUGGUGUUCCUCUUCUGCGAAGACUUCAGAGUAACCACAUGACAAGGAAUAAGGAACAGACCAAGAAUGACAAGCAGAGUGAUGCACUAAGAGCUCAGCUUAAGUACUGGCAGAGACUCCGUCAGGAUUUGGAGAAAGCACGCUUGUUAGUCGAGCAGAUUCGAAAACGUGAGAAAUUAAAGCGAGAACAGCUCAAGUUGCACCAGUUGGCCAAAGAAAUGCAGUUACAGCCUUUUGUGAUCUUGCUGAGAGAUGCCUUGGACCAAAUUCAGGAAAGGGACCCUAAUGGAAUAUUUGCCGAGCCCGUGUCAUUAGAAGAGGUCCCUGACUACUUAGAAUAUAUUGAAACCCCUAUGGAUUUUACAACCAUGAGAAAGCGUGUUGAGGGCCACCAGUACAAAACGAUUGAAGAUUUUGAGGUUGACUUUGAUCUUCUUGUUAAUAACUGCAUGGUGUACAAUGCGAAGGAUACCAUGUUUUACAGAGCAGCAGUUCGUUUGAGAGAACAGGGUGGUGCAAUAAUUCGUGCAACACGGCGCAUGGCAGAGCGUGUGGGAUAUGAUCCUGACACUGGUCUUCAUCUGACUGAGCCUCCACAAAACUGUCGCAAUGAUCCUGUCAUCUUAGAAGACUUUGAUAGUUUCAUACAGAAGGACUUGAAGGAAGGGAUGCCAUUGGAAGAGCAGUUAAGAAUACUUUUAGACAAAAUGGACACUGCCAACAUGGUUUUAAAAGGAGGGAAAAGAUCACGGGUUGCCAAAACAAUAAAAAAGGAGAUAAUAAAAGUGCGGCGGAAGUUGGCCCUUCAAAAAGGGCAUUCUCUCAGUGACAUUGAGGAAAACUGCGGCAUGGACACAGGCUCUACAAAUUCUGACAGUCAGCCACAGAGUCCAUCCAAGCCUGGAGGACCAACAUCACCCAAAUCGCCACCCCCAGUGCUUCAGUUAGCAGUUGAGAAGUCUUCCCAAAAGUCUGGCACAAAGGGGACACCUGGACGGCCACGUGGGCGUGGCAGAGGGCGACUAAAGUCACGAAGUGAGUCCGAGAGUGAGGGUCAACACAAACCUGAUGCUGGACGUGGAGUAGCAUCUUCCAGUCAAACAUCCGAUGGCAAAGACUCAAGCACCCCUCCUGUUGGAGUGAAUCGAAGGACAGCUGUUUUGUUUAGCAAUAAAGGGCCGAGGAAAUCUCAACCCUCCACCACCAACACGCCAGCAAGGCGUGGACCAGGAAGACCUCCUGGGCGACCUCCUAAGGCCAAGGUACCUCUCCCAGAACUGCAGCAGGACAGUGACUCUGCCCAACCCACCAGCCCUCUCCCCUCACCCUCAAGACGAGGCACAGGGGCCAGUGGUAUGGUAGGGAGGAAAAGAUCUGCUAGUGCUACUACUGGUCCAAGCUCGCCUGAAUCCAGACAUUCCCCACCUAAACGAACCCUCUCCUUGAACGACCCGUUGUCUGGACCACGGUCUCCGCGCUCACCGAGGUCUCCACCAACAGGACAACCAUCACUACCCAGCUUUCUCAUCUACAGAACGGAUAGGAGUGUAGAUUCUUCGGAUUCGGACAGCACCUCUGAUCUUAGCAGCAGUGAUGGCUCUCUGUCGGACAGCUCCAGUGGCAGCUCCAGUAUCAACAGUAGAUCAGGUUUCUUCUCCCCGCAUGCUGAAGGAAGAUAUUCCGAAGGCUCUAGUCCAACCAUAGGAUCUGCUUUAUUAACUCGCAAAGCGGCAGUGAGCCACACUAAUACACAGGCACAACAACUGAAUGACCCUGCCUCUGCAAAUACUCGUUCUGCUGGCCUGAAGCCUGCUAGCCCCUGUUGUGAUAGCCAGUCUUCUAGCAUGUCUGUACUGUCUAGAGUAUCGACUGGGGGAAGCCAUGAGCAGUGGGAGAGGUGCGAUAGCCAGACCCUAGGACCACCCAACUCUAUUGAUACUGCAGACAAGAUUAGAAAAGGCCGGCCUGAAAGCAUCCUUAUGGAUGGUAUUAAACGGAUGCACUCCUGGCCAAAGGUGGAAGCAGUGGAUGGAGGCACAAACAAAGGGGCUAAAACAACAGGGCAGGUGGCUAUCUGUGGAAUGGGUGCUGUUCUGGUGCAACCACAUCCAGAAGCCAUUACUGGAGAAUCAAGUAUAGAGAUACUGAAGGCUGGACAGAUACACAGUGGCCACUCCUUGAGACCUGGGGCUACGAGAUCCCCAGUUUUCACCCCAGUUACCAGGGAUUCUGGCUCCCCUAGUACUGCCUGGAGACCAUCUGUGGGAAUAUCAGAGAGUCCAGAGAGGAGUCCUGGGAGCAUGCACCAAACCGUUUCAGAGGCACAGAGGAAAAGGAAUAAGGCUUUGAAAUACAAGUCUCCAAGUUCUAGCCACAAAUUCUGUCCUGCCACAAGGCAAUACCCAACCCGCUCAAAUUGCCCUGUUAAAAUUACAUCUCUAAAGCCAGUUGAAAACACAUCAAAUAUAGUUUUGGACAAUGAUUGUUGUAACAUGCAAGAAAGAAACAGAUCUGUAGGGAGAAAUCUCAGAAGUAAGGUAUCAGAAACUAUCCACAAACCUGAAACAAACUUUUCGUCUAAAGGUGUGUUUCCCUUUGUUAGCAAACUUGCUGAUUUACCUUCGGAGAGAAACUUAAGAGACAAAAGCCAAGGGAUAGUGACAGACUUGUUCAGCGAUGUUAUUACUGAUGAACUAAGAAAGGAAGUUCGUAGGAGGCCAAUUUUGGAAAGGAAGACUCUGUAUAAACUUAAGCCCACUCUUAGUAAACAUAUGCCAGUAGAAGCAGCUUGGCGGUGGCCAGUAUGCAACAAAAACCUGGGCUCACUUGGUAAAAUAUCCCAGAAAGCUUCAAUUAGCAGCAAUGAACAGUGGAAGGGAAAUAACCUGAAAUGGAGGAAGUACAAGGGAGGCAACUCCUGCAGGGACAAUAGAGAGCAGCAGAGUGACAAAUUUUCAGGAUCAGCACGUGCCCGGAGAAGUACCAGCUGUGAUUCCGAAGACAUCAUUCCAUUAGAACCACUGGAUUUGGUCUGGGCCAAAUGUCGUGGAUAUCCAUGGUAUCCAGCCCUGAUCAUCAAUCCUAAAAUGCCCAAGACUGGUUAUUUCCACAAUGGUGUUCCUAUACCUGUACCACCUGAUGAAGUUCUGAAUCUCCAAAGGCGUUACGACGAGCCCGUUUACCUGGUUCUCUUCUUUGAUACAAAAAGAACAUGGUACGUGGAUAUGCAGUGGUUACCAAGAAACAAGCUGGAGCCAUUGGGUGUCGAUUCUGGACUUGACAAGGCUAAGCUUCUAGAAAACAGGAAGCCAAAUGUGCGAAAAGCUGUCCGAAAGGCAUAUGAGAAAGCCAUUCUGCACAGAUGUAGCGUGACUGGCGAACCGAAUCCAUUGUCCGGCGAGUCUAGCACUGAAGACUGAUCAGUGAUCUUGCCAUAAUCUAAGAGUGCACGUACCAUAUGGUGGCUGACUCUAACUGAAGACAUAAUGAAUUGCAGAGUAUGUGUGAUACAUUUAGAGUGUAAUGCAAUUGUGUCAGAUGGCUUGAAACCAGGAUUUAAUUGUUUCUGUUUUGCAAUUUAUACUUCCUGGCAUAGAAGUGGUGUUAUGACCUGUAUGUUCAAAUAGGCCGUGAUCUAUUUGAAUUCAGUUUCACAAAGACAAAAGGUAUUUUACCAGUACAUUUUGUGAAUCUCACCAUAUACCUCAACAGUAUUGUCUGAAACUGAAUCUGUAUUUAAUUACUUCCAGGCUGGUGUGACUGUCCCAACGGUAUGUCAUGAAUUAUCUACAUUGUACUAUGAAUAUAUCAAUGUCUGAACUCAGGCAUAAUGACUGGCAGAUGCUUGUGAUUGAAUGAGUGAACUUUGGGUACCAGUGUUUUAAUGAGUUGGACAACAAUUACGUUGGUGUUACAGUAAUGUCAUGCACAAAAUAUAUGUAUUUACAACAUGUACAAUGUAUGUUCAAGCCCAUGAUUGUAUGCUGAAAGUGGUAAAGGAUUUUGAGAAGUGCAGCCUGGAAGCGGCAAAGUCCCAAGCUUAUUGUAA